Molecule: messenger RNA, 840 nt
Organism: Brassica oleracea var. oleracea
Lineage: Eukaryota; Viridiplantae; Streptophyta; Magnoliopsida; Brassicales; Brassicaceae
Biological process (GO): positive regulation of DNA repair
Cellular component (GO): BRCA1-A complex; BRISC complex
Source: RefSeq, a predicted model, not a curated record
AUGGGAUUAUACAUUUCUCUAAAUGAAAGCUCGAGGACUUUUGUGUUUCAGCUUAGAAAGGAUUUCACCAACAAUGCCAACUCUGCUAUUGCUUCUAUGAGAGGAUUGUCAGCUACUAAAUCAUCUGGUCGGGCGGACCUCACACUUCUAUUCCGUGCAGCGGCUCAGGAAGCUAAACAUUCCAGAGCACAAAACCUAAUCUUAAGGAUUCUCAUAUACCGCAGGGCAUCCGUGAGACCAACUCAUGAUUGGCCGAUAAGGCAGAAGCUCUUCACUUUGGAUGUUCUGUACUUUCCCGACAAACCGAAUCCUGAUAACUGUCCUCAAGGUGUGUAUGGCUCUCUUGUCGAUGCUGUAGAACAUGUUUCAGACAUGUCUAAUAACGUCUUCUAGGUUAUAUUUGGCUUAACUAAACUAGUAUUCGACUAAUAUUCAAUGUUAUUAACAUAUCCCCAAGUCUCUUGCAAAGAAGAUGAUCUCGAUAUCCCCAAGUCUCUUGCAAAGAAGGUGCCGGUUGAGGCACCAAGUGCUGAAGAUCAUCACAGUGGGAACAAUAUCCAGACCAUGAGUCAGCGGAGAACAUUGUUGUUGAAUCUUUACAAUAGGCUUCUUACUAACCAACCUUGCGAGUUGAUUCAGAUGAAGUUGUCAUUUGUGUUUAAAGUUAUUACAGUGAUGAAUAUUUUCCCCAUUUUCUUCUCGACAGCAGGCGAAAACCUCCGCAAACUCACUUUCUUCUCAAUCGCCUUGAGACACAUCCUCAAAUCUCCAAUCUACGACAAUAUCGGUGCCGAUUUCAACUUUCCGGCAGCAUGUCCAAGCGGACAUCCCGUCGAUUGA